AUGCCAGUUCUUGGAAUUGAUUUGGGCGCUCAAAAUUGUGUGGUUGGUGUUGCAGGACGAGGAGGAAUUGAUAUUGUUACCAAUGAAUACUCCCGAAGAUAUACUCCAGUUUAUGUUUCAUUCUCUGAGAAUGAACGAUUGAUUGGUGAGAGUGGUAUGACUGCUCAGAUUAGUCAUUACCAAAGAACCAUUUCUCUCAUUAAACGAUUCAUUGGAUUGAAGUACAGUCAACUUACACCAGAAGUCUUGCAAGCCAAUACCUCUGUUCCUAUCAUUAAAGGACCUAAUGAUGAAAUUUUGUUUAAGAUUGAAGGAUACAAACUCUCCGACAAUGACACUGAAUCAAAACUUCUCGAUCCUAUUCAAUUGUUGGGUAUGCUUUUCGGUAAACUUUUGGAUGAUGUUGAAAAAUCACUUGGUAUUCGUGAAUCUGACUGUGUUGUUACCGUUCCAUGCUACUUUAACGAAAUUCAAAGACGUGAUAUUGUAAAAGCAGCCGAAAUUGCUGGUUUGAAUGUUAUUCGUGUAAUGCACGAUGUCACUGCCGCUGCUUUAAGCUAUGGUAUUUACAAGGAUUUCACAGAUGAGCCACAAUAUAUUGCGUUUGUUGAUGUUGGUCACCAUGAUACCUCUGUCUAUGUUAUUGAAUUCAAAAAGUCUCAAUUGCGAGUUGUUUCUUGUGCAAGCGAUCCUCAUUUGGGAGCCUAUGCUUUUGAAAAGGCAUUGUUUGAUUACUUUGUUGAAGAAAUUAAGAAAAAGUACAACAUGGAUGUCACUACAAAUCCAAAGGCUACUAUUCGAUUGGCAAGAGAAUGUGAAAAGUUAAAGAAAUUCUUGAGUGCUAACCCUGUCUCGAAUUUGAGAAUUGAAUGUCUCAUGAAUGAAAAGGAUGUCUCAUUCCAAAUGAAGAAGGAUGAAUUUUUACAAUUGAUUCAACCAGUAUUUGCUAGAUUUGAAGCUCCAAUUGCAAAGGCCAUGCAAGCUGCUCAAUUAACAUCCGACAAGCUCGCCACUGUUGAAUUGUUGGGAGGUGCUUCAUACAUUCCAUUCGUCAGAGAAGCUUUGGCUAAAAUUUUCGGAAAGGAUAUUCAAUCAACCUUGAAUACUACAGAAUCUGUUGCUAAGGGUGCUGCCAUUCAAGCUGCCAUGAUCAGUCCCAAGUUCACUCUCGCUCGUGAAUUUAAUGUGGUCGAUGCUGUGUAUCAUCCAGUGAAUUUGGGUUGGAUUCCAGCUGAGAAUGAAGGAGACAAGAUGGUUGACGACAGUGAUGAAUCUGUUCUUUCGGUCUUGAAACAAUCCGCACUUUUCAAACAGUUUGAAGGUACACCAUCCUCAAAGAUGCUUACAUUCAACAAGAGUAAGCCAUUCGAUCUCUACACAGUGUACGGAGAUGAAUCUCUCCUCACUCCUGGAACAAGCCCAAUCAUGGCCAAGUUCACAAUUACUGAUCUUCCACAACGUUCUGAACCACUCAAGAUUAAGGUCAAGAUGAGACACAACUUGUUAGGAUUGGUUGAAGUUCAAGAAGCAUCUGCUUCAGAAGAGAUUGAAGUUGAAGAGGAGGAACCAAUUCCAAAGGAAGAAUUAGAGCAACAACAAAACAAGAUGGAUACAUCAAGCGAAGAAACAAAGCCAGCAGAACAACAACCAACAGAAGAAAAGAAGGAAGAAAAGCCAAAGACCAGACUUGUGAAAAAGAAGAAGACUGUCAAGCACAACUUGAAAGUUCUAUCCACUGUUCCAGGUAUUACCCAUGAGGCACUUAAAAAGUAUCAAUCCAUUGAACAAACCAUGAGAAAUCGUGACUUUGAAGUUCGUACCACUGCUGAAGCCAAGAACAGUGUCGAAAGUUUUUGUUAUGCCACUAAGGACAGAUUAUAUGAAGGUGGUGAUUUGUAUGAAUUUGUGAAUGACCAAGACAGGGACAACUUUAUGAACUUGUUGGAUGAAACUGAAAGCUGGUUAUAUGGAGAAGGUGAAAAUACUACCAAAUCUGUCUAUCAACAAAAACUUGUUGAAUUGAAGAAGGUUGGUGACAGAAUUGAAAACAGAUUGAAAGAAUUUGAACAACGACCAACAGCAGUCCAACAAUUACAAGAUACCAUCAAGGAAUAUCAAACGUUCCUUGAGAAUGCCAACACUGAGCAAUACAGCCACAUCACUCCUGAAGAAAAGCAAAAAGUGGCAGACAAGGUUACCGAGACUGUAAAUUGGCUCAAUGAACAACUGUCUCAACAAUCAAAGCUCGCCAAGAGUGAUGACCCAGUUUUGACAGGAGCCUUCAUCGAGAACAGAAAGAAGGAUUUGAAGAAGGUUUGUUCUCCUAUCGUGACAAAACCAAAGCCAAAGGAAGAACCAAAGAAAGAGGAACCAAAGAAGGAAGAACCACCCAAGACAGAGACUUCCACUCAAGAUGCCAAGAUGGAUGAGUCUCAAUAA
Naegleria lovaniensis is the source of this 2439-nucleotide messenger RNA. RefSeq lists its product as uncharacterized. Gene Ontology annotation, cellular component: nucleus; cytosol. The transcript has a single exon. The record is from RefSeq and is a predicted model, not a curated record. Gene Ontology annotation, molecular function: ATP-dependent protein folding chaperone; ATP binding. NCBI's taxonomy places the organism in Eukaryota, Heterolobosea, Eutetramitea, Acrasida, Naegleriidae. Gene Ontology annotation, biological process: protein folding. Bases 1 to 2439 code for a protein of 812 amino acids.